Messenger RNA from Ostertagia ostertagi, 573 nucleotides. NCBI's taxonomy places the organism in Eukaryota, Metazoa, Nematoda, Chromadorea, Rhabditida, Trichostrongylidae. The record is from the annotation of a GenBank genome assembly.
AUGAAUCAAUCCACUCACUAUAGGAGAAUGUUUCAGUCAACCUACUACAUGGAAUCGACACUUGGUCAUCCAGUUUUCCAGACAGUCUUCGGAAAGAUCGCCGUUAAUAUCUGCUACGGACGCCAUCAUCCUCAAAACUGGAUGAUGUAUGGGCUGAACGGCGCCGAAAUCAUCUUCAAUCCUUCUGCCACUGUUGGUGCUCUGAGUGAGCCUUUGUGGGGAAUCGAAGCCCGUUGUGCAGCCAUAGCGAAUCAUUGCUUCACAGCCGCCAUAAAUCGUGUCGGUACCGAGGUUUUCCCUCACGAAUUCACCUCAGGGAACGGACUUCCAGCUCAUCGCGAUUUCGGCCACUUCUAUGGAAGCAGUUAUAUUGCUGCCCCAGAUGGAAGUCGAACUCCAGGACUGUCGCGUACGAGGGAUGGAGUGCUCAUUGCAGAGGUUGAUCUCAAUCUCUGCCGUCAGACAAAGGACGCUUGGGGCUUUAGGAUGACAAACAGAUUGGAUCUCUACGCGAAGAGUUUUGCAAAAGCUGCUGAUCCAUACUACAAACCCGAUAUUCGAAAGGAAACCUAA